Messenger RNA from Acaulospora colombiana, 549 nucleotides. The record is from the annotation of a GenBank genome assembly. Lineage: Eukaryota; Fungi; Glomeromycota; Glomeromycetes; Diversisporales; Acaulosporaceae.
AUGUGCGGUUUCGGGGAUAAAGAUCGCCGACCCAUCGAUCCACCCCCAGUUGUCAGGCUUCUCGUGUCUACCACUGACGGAACUCCCGUACCAGAAAGUUCUGUCGACCAUUCUAUGAUGAUCGUUCAUGCUGGACUUUGGUCCGAAGAUUCAACGGAAGAGCGUAGUCUGGUAAUCAAUCCUUCAUCUAUUCCGGCCCAGUCGACUGGUCCCAGCUCAACCGUAAUGUCACUGAACGCACCGUCUAGUACACGAAAUCUUAUGGAAUCGACUGCAUUAUCCAAAGCUUUCGCAAAGCAAGGAAUUAAAAUUCCAAUUCGCAAGGAAACACGUUACCGCAAAGCAAACAAUGACGAUAUACGUGAACCUUCGAAUGACGACGCACCAGAAGCCUCCUCUUCGGUUACAUCCACAAACAUUAGUGAUCUUCCCAAAGCUCCUGAUUCUUCGACUGACCACGAAGGUCACACGGAAGAAAAACGUGAUCAUCAUGAUCUGUCAGAAGAAGACACCGCUGAUGAAGCAGAAGAGGAGGGUAAAGCCCUAUAA